Molecule: messenger RNA, 1818 nt
Organism: Harpegnathos saltator (Jerdon's jumping ant)
Lineage: Eukaryota; Metazoa; Arthropoda; Insecta; Hymenoptera; Formicidae
Product: probable cytochrome P450 6g2
Exons: 5
Coding region: 97-1611 (504 amino acids)
Molecular function (GO): iron ion binding; oxidoreductase activity, acting on paired donors, with incorporation or reduction of molecular oxygen; monooxygenase activity
Source: RefSeq, a predicted model, not a curated record
UUGAUUUAGUAUUUUUAUAAGCGAGGAGCGCUACAACGAAUCAGUUUCAGAGAAUCACCUCAAGCGAAAAGAUACUUGAACGAGAGUCAGCUGACCAUGGAAGUGAUAGAAUCAAAUCGCUACAUCAUUUACUGCACGACAGCAUUGGCUAUAUCCGUCGUUCUCUUCUACGCAUAUGCUAAAUACAAACUCUCCUACUGGAGCAGACGUGGGGUCAAAACACCACCAACGCAUUUCAUCUUCGGUAAUUUCAAGGAUUUAAUUCUUUUAAGAAAAGCACCUGCGGACUUGAUACGUGAGAUUUAUGAGAGUGCCGACCCAGAUGAUCCUUACAUCGGUUUCUACAUUUUUCAUAAACCCAUGUUACUUUUACGGAGUCAUGAUCUUAUUAAGCAAAUAAUGGUCAGGCAUUUCGAUGUUUUUCCAAACCGGCGAUUCGGCUCAUUUGAUGGCUCUGAUACCAUGGAUUUAUAUAAUCUUCUUGCUGUUACGUCACAAUCAGUAUGGAAGUAUUUGAGAGCGAAAUUGACUCCGGCCUUGACCGGACAGAAAUUGAAAGCUAUGAUGCCAUUAGUGAGAGAAUGUACGGAACCUAUGCUAAAAUAUAUCGAUGGAUUACCAGCGGAUCAAAAUGGCUGGAAAACGCAGGAUACGCUGGAAAUUACAUCUUGUCACAUCAACAACGUUCUCGCCUCUGUGAUAUAUGGCAUCAACGUAAAUGCAUUCGAAACGAAGGAUCGUGGAUUUUUUGAAGCAGCUCUACAGGUUUUCAGAGGCUGUACACGUAGCAUAGUGUUCAUAGUUUAUUUCUUCUUUCCCGAUUUGAUUCCCAUAAUCAAGCCGUUCUCUACAUGGCCUGUGAAAUAUUUCCGUAAAUGUUGGAACGAAAGCAUAAAAUAUAGAGAAGAAAUGGGAAAUAAAAGAGGAGAUUUGGUGGAUUUUUUGAUAAUGCUUAAAAAUGGAGAACAAAAUCCUAUUUUUAAAUUCGAAGGUGACAACUUGCUGGCGCAAGUAAUGGCUUUCCACAUUGCUGGAUUUGAAUCGACUGGGACCGCGUCUGCGUGGACUAUUUACGAGUUGGCGCGUAAACCAGAAUAUCAAGAUAUUUUAUAUGAGGAAAUAAAGAACCACCUAUCAGGAAAAGAAAUAACUAUGGAAUUGAUUAACGAGAUGUCCUUUUUGGAUUGUAUUGUGAACGAAGCAAUGAGAUUGCAUCCUCCCCUACCGGUCACUGACAGGACAGCUAUAAAAGACUUCGUGGUGCCGGAGACUGGGUUAGUAAUUGAGAAAGGUGUCUCGAUAUACGUCUCUAUAAAUUCAACGAAUCAAGAUCCUAAAUACUUCGACGAUCCCUACAAAUUUAUUCCAUUAAGAGAGAAAACAGAAAACAAAAAAUUCUACGAAUCAUUGGCGUUCGGCAUUGGACCACGAUCAUGCAUAGGACAAAGACUGGCUAUAUUAAUAAUGAAAAUUACGUUAAUCACACUUAUUUCGAAUUAUUCUCUCGUUUGUGAAAAUAAAAAUAUGAGAAAAGAAGUCGCCGUUCAUUUGUUUAAAUAUGCAGUUGAUAAUUUCAAUGUGAAACUCAAGAAACGCGAACAAGAAUUGUGAAAGAGAAUAUGCCGAAAAAAAAGAAAGAAAAAAGAACGCGUUAAUUGAAAUUAGUGUCGACAUUUUGUACAAGUGUAUCGUGUUAGUAAGUGCUAAAUUAUAUUUGAAAUUAUAUUUUUAUACGUAUAGUCAGGUAGGAUCUGUGCUUAGAGAUGUUUAAAAAAGCCAUGUAAUGUCGACUACAAUCAAAUAAAUUUAUUAAUAAGA